UUUUGCUUCUUUCUCAUAGUUCUGAGGGCUUAUUUCAUCAUGAUCUUCUGUGAAGAUGCCGAUACUGAAGAAACAGUAACAUGUCUCCACAUGACUUUUUACCACCCUUGCCAAGAUGACAAGAUGAUGUUUCGUUGCCUGAAUUUCUGUGAGCGAGAGCAGGUCAGGGCCAAUGAAAUUGCUACAUUCGGCCGUGAUUCUAACAUCUGCCGUUACAACUUUAUGGAUUCUCGUGUUUCUCGGAUUCAGUUUUCUUUGCAGUUUUACAGAAAACUGGACACUUCAGAAUUUGGUUUUGAGAUAAAGAACAUGAGCAAAAAAACCAAGCUGAGAGUGGACCACACAGAACUGGGUUAUUUAAACAAAAUGGACCUGCCAUGGAAAUGCAUCAUUUGUUUUGGGGAAUACCAGAUCUUAACAGAGACACAAGAAGGGCAGUCUAUGGAUUAUUAUGAGACUUGCUUCCACUUGGCUCAAAUGCCACUCUUACAGGAAAGAUGCCUGCCAUCACUGCAACCUGUACCUGAAUGUGGCAUAUUCACUUCUUUGUCUCUUUCCCAAGACAAAAGUCCAAAAGAGAUUGAUGAAAAUGAGUCAUACUAGGUGGGA
This is a messenger RNA of Tinamus guttatus (white-throated tinamou), 609 nucleotides long. RefSeq names its product TRAF interacting protein with forkhead associated domain (gene TIFA). Gene Ontology annotation, biological process: positive regulation of canonical NF-kappaB signal transduction. NCBI's taxonomy places the organism in Eukaryota, Metazoa, Chordata, Aves, Tinamiformes, Tinamidae. Gene Ontology annotation, molecular function: protein binding. The record is from RefSeq and is a predicted model, not a curated record.